Messenger RNA from Megalobrama amblycephala (Wuchang bream), 1572 nucleotides. RefSeq names its product SLAM family member 5-like. The coding region runs from base 195 to 1319 and encodes 374 amino acids. The transcript has 6 exons. NCBI's taxonomy places the organism in Eukaryota, Metazoa, Chordata, Actinopteri, Cypriniformes, Xenocyprididae. The record is from RefSeq and is a predicted model, not a curated record.
UAGACAUUGUGAAAUCAUCAACAGAAAAAUGGCUAAAAUAAGUUGGUGCUGACACUUUAAAAUGUGUGGUCAUUUUAAGUGACAGUAAAGUUUCAAAUGACUUCACUACAGAGCAGCUUCACAUCAGCUCACUUUAUUACUGAAGCAGUUUCGAAGAGUCUUUUCAUAUUCGUGGACUGAAAGCAUUGAAGAAAAUGUUUCUGAAAUUAGUUUUGAUCUGUUUGUGUUUGUGGCAUCUGGAUGGAGUGUUUGGUGUUCAAAGUGAAGUGAAGUAUGUGAAGGAGGGAGAUUCAGUCACUCUAAACUCUGAAAUUACUGAAAUGAAGGAUGAUGAUGAGAUUCAGUGGAGGUUUUGGAUUGAAAACACUUUAAUAGCUAAAAUCAAUAAACGGAAGAACAGCUUCACUGUAUAUGCUGAUGUUCUUGAUGGGAGAUUCAGAGACAGACUGAAACUGGACAAACAAACUGGAUCUCUGACCAUCACAGACACCACAACUGAACAUAAUGGAGUUUAUAAACUAGAGAUCAACAGAGUGAGCAAAAGUUUCAAUCUUGUUGUCUAUGUUGAAAUAUCAGUGAAUGAGGGAGAUUCAGUCUCUCUAAACUCUGAUCUUACUGAAAUAAUGGAUGAUUGUCAGAUUUUGUGGUGGUUUGUGAAUGAAUACACUUCAAUAGCUGAAAUUAGUAAUCGGACCGACAGAAUAUAUGAUGAUGUUCUUGAUGGGAGAUUCAGAGACAGACUGAAACUGGACAAUCAAACUGGAUCUCUGACCAUCACAAACACCACAAUGAAACAUGCUGGAGCUUAUGUGCUAGUACUGAAAAUUGGAGAAAAACCAUCAUUGAGGACAUUCCGGGUUUCUGUCUAUGCUCGUCUGCCUGUUCCUGUCAUCAGCAGUAACUCUUCACAAUGUUCUUCAUCAUCAUCAUCAUCAUGUUCAUUGGUGUGUUCAGCUGUGAAUGUGGGUCAUGUGACUCUCUCCUGGUACAAAGGAAACAGUUUAUUGUCCAGCAUCAGUGUGUCUGAUCUCAGCAUCAGUCUCUCUCUACCUCUGGAGGUGGAAUAUCAGGAUAAAAACACCUACAGCUGUGUGCUGAACAAUCCCAUCAGCAACCAGACUCAACAUCUGGACAUCACUCACCUCUGUCACACAUGUUCAGACUCUGUCCACUGUUGUGGUCCUACUGAAGCUGUGAUCCGAUUGGUCCUCUCUGCUCUGGUGGGCGUGGCUACUAUCAUUAUUCUGGUUUAUGACAUCAGAUCCAGAAGAGCUGAACAAGAUCAAGCUCAUAUUCACACAUCAGUGUCUGAUUUUUAGGCUUUCUGAAACACUCAAAGGUGCAACUUGGACACAUCAUCAGUGUUAAACCCAUUGUCGUAGGCUGUUUUGGGGGUGAUCAGUCCCCAGCUUGUGUCCAUGUAUAGUGAACUACACCAUGGAUCACCCACCCAUCUUAACCCACGGCCACCUUGAAGCUUUUUAUUGCAACUUCUGUUAUGUUAUUCUUGGCUCUUCUUUCCUGUAACCCUCUAUAAGAAAAAAUAAAUAAAUAAAUAAAUCAUUCACUUAA